UCCUUCGCGUCUGCCGCGCGCGUCCCGGUUCCGCGAUGGUUCUGUGUCGCCUGCGCGUCUGAUGAGUCCGCAGCAGCAUGUCCUCGCGGAAGAUCUCCUCCGAAUCCUUCAGCUCCAUGGGCUCGGACUACCUGGAGAGCCCCGGGGAGGACGGAGAGUGCCCGUUCUCGCGCGUCUUCUGGAACGGCAGGAGUCCCGUGGAGACGCUCUCGUGUCCGUUCGAGGACGCGGCCGUCAGCAGGAGGCUCGCCCGGCGUAAACGCGUCAAUCUGGACUCGCUCGGAGAGAGUUUGAGACGCCUCACUUCACCGACGACCCAGACAAUUCAGCUGGCCCUGCAGAGAACGGUGGAGAUUUACAGACAGAGGGAAAUCAGUGGACAGGAGUUUGUACGAAGCUUGUCAGAAGAGAAGAAGUGUUUGUUGGAGAACUCUUGCUGUGACAGCCAGACUGACAUCUCAGGAAUACUGAAAUACACAGCAACUGUUUUAGGCGUGGACUUUGCCGACAUUCGUGGCCGAUUUGGGGAGGAGUUCUUUGGUUUGUGUCUGGAGGAGAACGAGAGGGUUCUGCGAGCUCUCGGAGGAAACCUGCAGGACUUCUUCAACGGUUUCGACGCACUUCUAGAACACAUCAGAACGUCCUGCGGCCGCCGAGCGUCUUCCGAGGCUCCUUCUUUCCUAUGCAAAGACGCUCCUCAGGAGAACGAGGAGACGAAGGUGGAGGGCGACGGGAGACGGAGUCUCCUCCUCCACUGCUUCAACCCUGACCCUACUGUGGGCGUGGCCAUGCCGGGCUUGAUCCAAGCCGCCGCCCGGCGCAUCUACCAAUCAGAAGUAUCGGUGGAGGAAGCUCCUCCCACGUGGCUGCACACGUCCAAUGAGGACAGCGAGCUCUCUGCUGACUCCUCCCCCUCUUCAUCUCCAUCCGCGCCAUCAUCUUCAUCCCCCACCUGUUUGUCCUUCCUCAUUCGAGAGGUUCGGACUCAACCCGCAUCCACCGCCGCCGGAUCUCGUCAGCUGUCGCGCUCACCGCUGGAUUUGCGCAUCGGUCUGAGCACGUUUUGCCGGGCCUUUCCCUUUCACCUGGUUCUGGGACCCAACAUGGAGGUCCUGCAGGUCGGGGAGGGGCUUCGGAAACAGGCCAAGAGCGACCCGCACCGGACGCUCACCUUCAGCACCAGCUUUGAGCUGGUUUCUCCCAGAAUCCCCUGCUCCUUCCAGAACAUUCUGCUCCGGCUGUCCACGCCGUUCACCAUUCGUACACGACCUGACGGAUUGGCACUCGACAGCAGAGAGAAGGUGAUGGAGCUCAAAGGUCAGAUGCUUCACCUCCCAGAAUCCAAUUCCAUCAUGUUUCUAGGCUCGCCGCGUGUUGAUAGGCUGGAGGAGCUCAUGGGGCGGGGCUUACAUCUGUCUGACAUCCCUAUUCAUGACGCCACACGUGAUGUCAUUCUGGUUGGAGAACAGGCCAAAGCUCAGGACGGACUGAAGAAGCGCAUGGAUAAAAUCAAAGCCACCCUGGAGAAAACCCAUCAGGCUUUAGAGGAGGAGAAGCACAGAACCGUCGACCUGCUCUACUCCAUCUUUCCCGGCGACGUGGCUCAGAGACUCUGGCAGGGUCUUCCCGUUCAAGCCAAGAAGUUUGAUGACGUCACCAUGCUGUUCUCUGACAUCGUGGGCUUCACGGCCGUGUGUGCGCAGUGCACACCGAUGCAGGUCAUCAGCAUGCUGAACGAGCUCUACACGCGCUUCGACUACCAGUGCGGGAUACUGGACGUCUAUAAGAUAGAGACUAUCGGUGAUGCGUACUGCGUGGCAGGCGGGCUUCACAGGAAGAUUGACAGCCACGCUAAGCCAAUCGCCCUCAUGGCUCUGAAGAUGAUGGAGCUGUCAGAAGAAGUGCUGACGCCCGAUGGGAAGCCGAUCAAGCUGAGGAUCGGCAUCCACUCGGGCUCAGUGCUGGCUGGUGUCGUCGGUGUGAAGAUGCCACGCUACUGUCUGUUUGGAAACAACGUUACGCUGGCCAGCAAGUUUGAAUCCGGCAGUCACCCACGCUGCAUCAAUGUCAGCCCUACUACAUACCAACUUCUGCGUGACGACUGUGCAUUCACCUUCAUCCCUCGCUCCCGGCAGGAGCUUCCCGACAACUUCCCCAAAGAGAUCCUGGGAAUCUGCUAUUUCCUGGAGGCGGGGAAAACCCAGAACCACGCCUCUCUCACCAGCACUCGCUCCGCCCCCAUUCGGAAAGUGUCCUAUAACAUUGGGACCAUGUUUCUACGGGAGACUAGCCUCUGAGAUGGCCCCGCCCAUUCGCUAUGACAUCACGUCCUGUAGACUAGUGUUGCCUGUGGCAACUGGUUGCCCCGCCUCUCAA
This is a messenger RNA of Carassius auratus (goldfish), 2376 nucleotides long. RefSeq names its product guanylate cyclase soluble subunit alpha-2-like. The transcript is spliced from 9 exons. Gene Ontology annotation, cellular component: guanylate cyclase complex, soluble. NCBI's taxonomy places the organism in Eukaryota, Metazoa, Chordata, Actinopteri, Cypriniformes, Cyprinidae. Gene Ontology annotation, molecular function: heme binding; guanylate cyclase activity. The record is from RefSeq and is a predicted model, not a curated record. The coding region runs from base 78 to 2297 and encodes 739 amino acids. Gene Ontology annotation, biological process: cGMP biosynthetic process; response to oxygen levels.